This is a messenger RNA of Helobdella robusta, 873 nucleotides long. RefSeq lists its product as hypothetical. Gene Ontology annotation, molecular function: branched-chain amino acid transmembrane transporter activity. The coding region runs from base 1 to 873 and encodes 290 amino acids. Gene Ontology annotation, biological process: branched-chain amino acid catabolic process; transmembrane transport. Lineage: Eukaryota; Metazoa; Annelida; Clitellata; Rhynchobdellida; Glossiphoniidae. The transcript has 3 exons. Gene Ontology annotation, cellular component: mitochondrion. The record is from RefSeq and is a predicted model, not a curated record.
AUGGACUUGACGAUAGAUAACGAUGGAUAUGAAGCACCAUACUAUAGAAGAUCAAGUUUCCCUGUUAUAGAAUAUCACAUGCUAGAUAAACAAAAAUAUUAUCCAUUGGUUGCUCUCAGUGGUGUCGCUGUUAGGUCAGUUGUUUAUCCACUUACAUUGAUCAAAACACGGAUGCAAGUCCAAAAAUCCAAAGUACUCUACAAUGGUACUUUUGAAGCUAUCAAUCAGAUUAUUAAAUAUGAAGGCGUGCAGGGACUCUAUUCCGGAUUUUUGAUCCAUAACUGCUCCAUGCUUAGUCAAAUAAUAUUUUUGAGUACUUAUGAAAAAAUACGACACAUCCUUGCAGAAAAACAUUCCUUUAAAAGUAACCAGCAAAGAUCAUUUAUAGCUGGUGGACUGGCUUGUGCAAUUGCUCAGACUGUAGUGGUUCCUAUAGACAUUAUUACUCAACAUCUACAAACAAAAUCUGUAUACAAAGAACUACAUUCUUCAAAAGGGAAAAGUUGUGCAAAUGGGAAUCAGGUAAAAUUAAUUGAUUUUUUUGCAUUCAGUGUUUAUCAUUUAUUUGUUUUGAUGAAAGGUUUUUACAAAGGAUUUAUACUUUCUGUGAUAACUUAUAGUCCUACAUCAGCAGUAUGGUGGUUAACAUAUGAUACAUUCUCAGAUUUCUUAUCAAAGUCAACUCCAGUUUGGUUUCCUAGAUUGGUCAUUCAGUGUUUAGCUGCGCCACUCAGUGCUGUAACUACAACCAUUGCCACAACACCUGUUGAUGCUAUAAGGACCAGGAUUCAAGUUUGUUGUUCCAUAUGCAUCCACAAUUUAUCAAACAUUUUCAGAAAACAUAACUGGGAGGGAUUGCGUAUAAAUAAAUAG